Molecule: messenger RNA, 2054 nt
Organism: Oncorhynchus nerka (sockeye salmon)
Lineage: Eukaryota; Metazoa; Chordata; Actinopteri; Salmoniformes; Salmonidae
Gene: mpp4a
Product: MAGUK p55 scaffold protein 4a
Exons: 20
Coding region: 228-2036 (602 amino acids)
Cellular component (GO): adherens junction; plasma membrane
Molecular function (GO): protein binding
Source: RefSeq, a predicted model, not a curated record
UCAUACGCUCUGCUGUUGGCUCAGAGAUUAACUGGGAUAGAGAGGGAUUACAGUCUGCUUUCCCCAGGAACGCUUUGUUGUAAAAUCACAGACAUGUUGUCACCGGGACUGUGUACUUUGUUCUGAAACAUGACCUAAAAUAUAAGGUGAUCCUCACUGGAGAGACCUGUUUCACGAGGUCAGGGGUGAAAGAUAUUAAGGAAGUGUCCUGAGAAGGUCUGACAGAGAUGCUGUCCAGUGUGGCAGAGGAGGUGAGGCUGGCUAUCCACAGUGACAUCAGUGGGUCUGAAGUCCUGUACAGCCUUCUCAGUGCCCCCUGGCUACAGACCCUACUCAAGAUCUACGAGUGUCUGCAGAAGUUCAGAAGGCUUCCACCCAGUCCCUACCUGCCCUAUGCUUCUGGUCUCUCUCACGAGAUCCUGUCCAACAUAAGAGCAGUACCAGCUCCGUCCCCAGAGGCCAGACAGCUCUAUAGUCUACUGAAGUCCCCCCAUCUACAGGCCCUCCUCUCAGCCCAUGACAUGGUGGCCCAGACUGACUAUGAGCCAGUUCUCCCUCCGCUCCCUGAGGACCUGCCGGAAGACGAGGAGGCCAUGAGGAUCGUCUGUCUGGUCAAGAACAAACAGCCUCUGGGAGCCACGAUAAAGAGGGACGAGGAAACAGGAGAGAUAUUCAUAGCCCGGGUGAUACACGGAGGCCUUGCAGAUCGCAGUGGUCUUCUGCAUCCAGGGGAUAUGCUGGUGGAGGUGAAUGGGAACCCUGUAGAAGGACUGGACCCAGAACAGGUCAUACAGAUACUGGUCCAAUCUCAAGGCACUAUUUUGUUCAAAGUGAUUCCAAACACACCACAAUCAACUAAGACCCAACAGCCAGCCUUGCUGUAUGUGCGGGCCAUGGCAGACUACUGCCCCCUGCAGGACCCAGCCAUCCCCUGUCCUGACGCUGGCAUGGUCUUCAGUAGAGGAGACCUGCUGGAGAUAGUCGACCAGACAGACAUCCACUGGUGGCAGGCUAGGAAGCUUCCCAGUGCCUCAGCCUGCGCCGGCCUCAUCCCCUCCACCAGUCUGCUCAAGAGCAAACAGAGGGAGACAUGGUGGUCACAGCCUUUCCAGGCCCACACCUGCAUCAAGCCCUUGAGCAUAGCUGGUGAUGAGGACGACGUUAAGACCAACAGUGGGAAUGGUGCCAUAGCAGAUGAAGAAGAUUUUGAAUCUGUGUAUCCCGAAGAGGCUGAAGAAGGAGCGAUGGGUGGCAUCUACAUCUCGGGAUUCCGGCGGAGUUUCCGUCUGUGGCGGAGGAUGACCCACCGUAAGCGUCGCCAAUCCUGCUACUCCUGUUCUCCCAACACCUCGGCUCUGUCCAGCCCCUAUGAAGAGGUGGUCAGCUACCAGAGACGACCUGACGACCCGCUCAGACUGAUCAUCCUCGUAGGUCCUUCUGGUGUAGGGGUGAAUGAACUGAGGAAAAGACUGAUCAAACUCAACCCACACACCUUCCAGGGAGCUGUGCCUCACACAACGCGACCAGCCAGAGAUGGAGAGGGGACUGGAAAAGAAUAUAACUUUGUCACCAAAGAGCUGUUUGAUUACAUGGUGUGCAAGCACAGGUUCCUGGAGUACGGUGAAUAUAAAGGCCAUCUAUAUGGGACCAGUAUUGAUGCUGUCAAAGACGUGAUAGACAGUGGAAGGAUGUGUGUUAUUGACACUGAGCCACAUAGCAUCCUGUCCGUGAGGAAUAAGAACUUCAAGCCUUAUGUCAUCUUUAUAAAGCCUCCCAGUUCAGAACGACUGAGACAGACACGGAGGGAUGCACACGUCAUCACCAGCUGUGUUGUCAACAGACCUUUUAAAGAUGUUGACUUUGAGGAGAUGGAGGAUGCUGCCAGGUUCAUGGAGGGGAAGUACGGUCAGUACUUCGACCGCGUCAUAGUCAACGAGGAGCUGCAGGACGCCUGUAUGAAGCUGUUCAAUACCAUACAGCUGGCUCAGGAGGGACCACAUUGGAUACCUGCCGCAUGGCUCAGUACUGAGGACUAGAGAAAGGAGAGGGAGGAA